This is a messenger RNA of Linum tenue, 435 nucleotides long. NCBI's taxonomy places the organism in Eukaryota, Viridiplantae, Streptophyta, Magnoliopsida, Malpighiales, Linaceae. The record is from the annotation of a GenBank genome assembly.
AGUCUACAGAACAGGCUGCCGUUGCAGAUCCUUGCUUCUUCGGUAUGCUGACGGGGUUGGAGGUAAUGCUUAUGGAACUAGGAGGCGACCUGUCAUUGUAGAUGCUACUACUCGUCUUUUUGCCAGCACAGCUAACACCAACUGAAAAGCAAUUUCCACACAGUAAAGUACUACCUCGUAUGGCCUCAAGCUUGUCAGUUUUUUUUUUUUUUUUGGAUGAAGAUUCCUCUGACCCAAAAGGCCAAAACAUGAGCUUUCGUCCAUCAUAUACCAAAGCAUACAUGUAGAGCUUUCUUGGUGCAACCAUUGAGUAGUUGAAACCUCAUUCAUGCAUCAAUUCUCCACGGUGCCGAUUUGAUGCAUGAAAGUAGCAAAGUUUUGUCGCUGUCCCCAGGUUGCUUUUGGGGGGUUUCUGAAAGGUUUGUUGUAAACAGG